AUGGAGUUAGGUGCUAAUGAUGUAUUACUUGCUCAAAACAAGUUAUUGACUCAACAAAUGUCAAAACUUCCACAACAACUUAAGGAGAUGCAUGAGAUUCCUAACAAAAGUCAACAAGUAAUGUGUUAUGAGUUGUGUAGAGGAGAUCAUCAAACUAGUUAUUGUCCUCCGCCCGGAGAAGAAGUGAAUUAUGUGUCAAAUCCAAAUCAAGGCUAUGGUGGAAGACAACAACCUUAUCAAAAAAACCAAGGUUAUAAACAAGGUUGGAGACAAGAUACCAGACCUUCGAAUAGUCAAAAUCCUUAUCAAGGUGGCUACAAUCAACAACCUCAAGGUACAAAGCUUUCAAUUGAAGACACUCUUAGUCAAUUCAUGCAAUUGUCUAUUGUUAGUCAAAAGAGUAUCGAUGCGGGCAUCAAAAAUCUUGAAACGCAAGUUGGUCAAUUGUUAAAGCAAUUAGCCUACCAACACAAAGGAACUUUUCCAGCGAAUACUCAAGAGAAUCCAUGGAAGCAUUGUAAGUCUAUUCUAACUCGUAGUGGUAGAACAAUUGAUAUGGGAAUUGGUGAGAAAGAUGAUGCAAGACAUUAUGCUAGGUUCUUGGAUAUUUUUAGCCGGUUGCAAAUCAAUAUUCCAUUUUCGGAGGUCUUGGAGCAAAUGCCUACAUAUGCAAAAUUCAUGAAGGACAUUAUUACAAAGAAGGGGAGAUUUACGGAUCAAGAAGUCAUCACCGUUGACGCUUGUUAUAGUGCAAUCAUUCAAAGAACUCUACCGAAGAAAGAAAGUGACCUGGGAAAAGUUACUUUGCCGGUGACAAUCAACGAUGUUUAUGUCGGUAAAGGAUUGAUUGAUUUGGGUUCUAGCAUUAUCUUGAUUCCGUUGUCUCUUGUGAAAAAAUUGGGAAACAUUGAGUUGAAAGAAAAAAGAAUCACAUUGCAAUUGGCCGACAAGUUCACUACUCAUCCUCAUGGGAUUGCAGAAGAUUUGUUAGUCAAGGUUGAUAAAUUUUUUUUCCUGGUUGACUUCGUUGUAAUUGAUAUGGAAGAAGAUCAUGAUACACUAUUAAUUUUUGGAAGACCUUUCAUGAAAACCGCUCGGAUGAUGAUCGAUAUCGAUGACGGUCUAAUGAAAAUAAGAGUUCAAGAUGAAGAGUUGUGUUUUAAUUUUUUUGAAGCAAUGAAGCAUUCCAAUGAUAAAAAUGAUUGUUUUAGAGUAGAUGCAACAUAUGAAGCUGUCAUGGAAGUAAAGAAACAAAUUCAUGUGUCUACUCCUCUUGAGAAUGCUCUCGCAAAUGCUCUCCAAAUCCUCAAUGGGGAUUAA
This is a messenger RNA of Vicia villosa (hairy vetch), 1320 nucleotides long. RefSeq lists its product as uncharacterized. The coding region runs from base 1 to 1320 and encodes 439 amino acids. The record is from RefSeq and is a predicted model, not a curated record. NCBI's taxonomy places the organism in Eukaryota, Viridiplantae, Streptophyta, Magnoliopsida, Fabales, Fabaceae. The transcript has 2 exons.